Molecule: messenger RNA, 2457 nt
Organism: Morone saxatilis (striped sea-bass)
Lineage: Eukaryota; Metazoa; Chordata; Actinopteri; Moronidae
Gene: zc3h10
Product: zinc finger CCCH-type containing 10
Exons: 2
Coding region: 366-1571 (401 amino acids)
Molecular function (GO): metal ion binding
Source: RefSeq, a predicted model, not a curated record
UUCUUCGUUGGUGGUAAAAGAUGCAUUGAUAAUGUGGUAAACAGCCGCGGGGCCUUGAAGCGCUGCCGAACACAACACAGCCUGAUAUCUGAUAACUGUGAGCGGAGAUAGCUGUGGACAGUUCAGUGGCUUCGAUGCGAGGAGUUCCUGCGUGCAGUGACUCGCCUCGUACUCUGGAUCCGGCUCAUAUUUUCAGUUUGGUGAGACAACAUUAGCCUUUAGCCAGUUAGCCAGAUAAUGCUCGCUAGCUAAACGGUACGACGGACUCGUAGCUCCAUUUUAGACUGAACGACACUUUCUCAGGUCACGUCAACCCCCUCCCAUACACAUGAGUGCCGUUUUCUCCUCGCGCUGGGCCGAGCGCCAUGCCUGACCGGGACAGUUCCUACCUGUCAGGUGGUGGUGGGAGUGCUGGUAGUCUGGGUGAGGAAGGGGGACCUGUGUCUGGUUUAGCAGGGGGCUCGGCGGAGGGCAGAGGAGGUUCAGGAGGAAGUGUUGGAGGCAACGUCUCUGGCCCUGGGAGCAUGGGGGGAGGAGGGGCCCUCGGUAACGGCAACAGCUGUGGGAACGGUGGAGGCCAAGGUGCAGGGCUGGCGCUGGACGGCGUCUGCAGGGACUUCAUACGCAAUGUCUGCAAGAGAGGGAAGCGCUGCCGCUUUAGACACCCAGACUUUAAUGAGGUGCCGGACCUCGGGGUGCAGAAGAACGAAUUCAUCUUCUGUCACGACCACCAGAAUAAGGAGUGUAUGCGCGCCAACUGCCGCUUUGUCCACGGCUCGAAAGAGGACGAGGACUAUUACAAGAAAACCGGAGAGCUACCCCUCAGACUAAGAGGGAAAGUUGCAGCACGACUGGGCCUCUCCCCCAUGGAUCUCCCCCAUAGCCGUGGGGAGGUCCCUAUCUGCAGAGACUUCCUGAAGGGAGAGUGCCAGAGGGGGAAUAAAUGUAAAUUUCGCCAUGUCAAAAAAGACUAUGAAUACGAGCCUUCCAGGGUUGGAGUGGGCGGUGUUGUGGGGCCGGGCGCCAGUGGAAUGGUGAAUCCCGGGGGAGGCAUAGGUGGCGGAGGAGGAGGUGCCUGUGGAGGAAUGCAGGGACUUGUGGGAGGUGGAGGUGUAAGUAAUAUGAUGGGGAUGGGUUGCCCUAGCCUGGGUGGGUGCAGAGAUCCAGGUAUCUCAGGAGUUGGGGGAGUAGGUGGAGGUGGGAUAAGCGGUUGUCUGUCCAUAAGUUCUGCAGGUCAACGGCGUUAUGACAGGAGCGCGUGCUCAGUGUAUGACCCUCUGCUUGAAAGUGGGCUAUUUGAUCCUGGCUCCCUCGAGGCCUCUAUGGACCACACUGCUCUACAGCUGAAGAGGCGGCGGUUGGAGGGGCUGCGUCUGACAGAUGGGAGUGGAGUUGGGCACUAUGAGCUGGGAGUUCAAGCGACCUUGCCACCACGUCCUCUGGAGUACAGGUUCCUGGAGGAAGAAAACUCCCUGCUGAGGAAGAGAGUGGAAGAGUUGAAGAAGCAGGUUAGAAGGAGAAAUGGGGGAAAAAAAUUAUACUGGACUGAAAGACCUUUCCCACAAAAAUAGUAUUUUAGACAUUUUUGUAUUUAUCAUGAAAUAUGAGUUGUCUUCUUAACAACUAAUACCAGAUGCAGUGGUGUGCAAAGUAACUGCCACAUUUGUCAGUAUAAUGCAGUUCAGUACAGUGUGUUAACAAAGUCAAAGUCUUAACAAAUAGCUGCAUUUGAAGAUCAACAAAGGUAGAAUUUAUUGUAGGCUGUUGUAUCUGAUUACAUUAUAUUGUCAAAUGUACACUGUACGCUUCAUGCACUGAAUUGAUUAUAAUGGUCAUUUCACAUGACACUAUCAUGUGAUUAUUAUUAUUAUUAUUAUUAUUAUUAUAGUGUCAAAUUCAACUUUAGUCAUAAUGACUUCAGUUGACUUAAUAUAUCUCGCUGCCAAAUCGCAGGUAGAGUGAAGUUUCUUUGACGGCUGCACAGGAGAGGAAGCAAAUAAUCUUCAUCCAACGCAAGAUUAGUAUUGUAUAAAGUUACCACAGCAUCUGUGGGUCGGCAUAUCAAGCAAACAACCACCCAACUGAACAAACAACUUGCUAAGGACCAAAAGUUUGAAGUAGAGCUGAAAUAUUUAGUCAAUCGAUUAGUUGAUCAACAGACACUAUAUUGAUUAAUGACUGACUGACUUAUUUUUUAGUACAGAUCUCAAAUAAUUGAUUAAUGUUUUCAUUUUUGACCAUAUAUAUUCAAAGAUAACAUACAUAAUUGAAUAGUUGAUGGAAAAUAAGCAUUAGUUUGUUACCUGAUCACAAAUGUUGGUAUUCCCUGGUCUGUAUUUAAAUUAGCUGUCAGAGUGAUAGCAACUUUUUUGCUGACGUUUGGUUAACAGGCUGUACUGGAAGACAGAGCAGUGUCCAAGCUAUUUAUGCAACAAGAAAAGGUAAAAGUUCAACAUG